This is a messenger RNA of Pterocles gutturalis (yellow-throated sandgrouse), 1671 nucleotides long. It is a transcript of the gene MIEF1, whose product is annotated as mitochondrial elongation factor 1. The transcript has 5 exons. Gene Ontology annotation, biological process: mitochondrion organization; positive regulation of mitochondrial fission. The record is from RefSeq and is a predicted model, not a curated record. Gene Ontology annotation, cellular component: mitochondrial outer membrane. Lineage: Eukaryota; Metazoa; Chordata; Aves; Pterocliformes; Pteroclidae. Bases 109 to 1503 code for a protein of 464 amino acids.
UAACAGUGCCUGCCCACCACUGUCUUGAAGAAAGCUGGAAGGUGCUUCCGCAGGCACACCAGGAGGGCUCUCCUGUUCUCUGUACAAAUGCAUUAGGUCACAGGUGAGAUGGCAGGUGCUGGGCAGCGCAAAGGGAAAAAAGAUGACAACGGCAUCGGCACAGCCAUCGACUUUGUGCUGUCCAACGCCCGGCUUGUGCUGGGCGUGGGUGGAGCUGCUAUGCUGGGCAUCGCCACGCUGGCUGUCAAACGGAUGUAUGACCGGGCGAUCAGUGCUCCCAGCAGCCCCACUCGCUUGAGCCAGUCUGGAAAGAGAAGCUGGGAAGAGCCAAACUGGCUGGGCUCCUCCUCACGCUUACUGACCCAAGACAUGAAGACCAACAUCAGCCGCUCCCUGCAGACCCUUCCCACAGAUCCUUCGGCCGCAGACACAGACUUUUUCCGACCCACAAAGCCCAAGCCAUCUGUCAAGCGAAGUCAGGUGGAGCUGAAAAAAUCCCGCCUUCGCCUGUCUCUGCAAGAAAAGCUCUUUGCGUAUUAUCGGAAGAAGGUAGCUAUCCCAGCAGAUGAGCAAGCCCGAGCCAAGCAAGCAGCUGUGGAUAUCUGUGCCGAGCUGCGCAGCUUCCUACGUGCCAAGCUGCCAGACAUGCCCCUGCGUGACAUGUACCUCAGCGGCAGCCUGUAUGAUGAUCUGCAGGUAGUGACAGCUGACCACAUCCAGCUCAUUGUGCCUCUGAUGCUGGAGCAGAACCUGUGGUCGUGCAUCCCCGGGGAGGACACUAUCAUGAACAUUCCUGGCUUCUACUUGGUGCGUCGGGAAAACCCAGAGUACUUUCCCCGUGGGAGCAGCUACUGGGACCGCUGUGUGGUGGGAGGUUACCUUUCCCCCAAAGCUGUAGCAGACACCUUCGAGAAAGUUGUAGCUGGCUCCAUCAACUGGCCAGCAAUUGGGACUCUCUUGGAUUAUGUGAUCCGUCCAGCAGCUCCCCCAGCAGAUUUGACCCUGGAAGUCCAGUAUGAUCCAGAACGGCAUCUUUUUAUUGACUUCUUGCCAUCCCUGACACUGGGUGACAUAAUCCUUGUGGCAAAACCCCAUCGAUUGGCCCAGAAUGACAAUCUGUGGCGACUGAGCCUGCGGCCAGCAGAAACAGCUCGCCUGCGAGCCCUGGACCAGUGUGAUUCUGGCUGCCGUUGCUUGUGCCUGAAAAUCUUCAAAGCGGUAUGCAAGUCAAACCCAGCCCUGGGCCACCUCACUGCCAGCCAGCUCACAAAUGUCAUCCUGCACCUAUCCCAAGAGGAGUCCGACUGGUCCCAGGACGUGCUGGCUGAUCGCUUCUUGCAGGCACUGAAGGGGUUGAUCCGCUACUUGGAGGCAGGCGUCCUCCCUAGUGCUCUGAACCCCAAGGUGAACUUAUUUUCAGAGCUUACCCCUGAAGAAGUGGAUGAGUUGGGCUAUACCCUCUACAGCUCUCUGUCAGAGCCAGAGGUCUUGCUGCAGACAUAAUGGGGCCUUACCUAGGGAAAUCUCGAUAGGGUUUAGCCAAGGUGGACUUUGAUUACUGCGAAAUAUGUCUCCUCCACUUCUCUCUCUCUGUCUCCUUUUGGUUCAUUAUUAUUUCCUGCUGUGGAGUUGGUGCUCCCACUGAAUUUCUUGGUGCUACUGGUCCAUUUC